GAGCCCGAGCCGGCGCAAGGACUCGAGGAGGCGCUCCCCGAGCCGCCGCCGGAGCCCGAGCCGCAGGACUCUGUUGGUCACGGAUGGCACUCCUUCACUAUCUACGGCAGUCUCGCGGAAGGCAACCCGGACGGCCUUCCCGAGUUUUGCAUAGUCAUCGCGGUCAUUUUGGAGAUUGUCGUCAGCGACCCGCGCCUCGCCGCGCACCGCCGCAGCAUAUUGCAUUGGUUGUACAUGGACGACUGGAUCGUCCAGGUGCCCCUACCCGUGGCGUGCACCUUGUUGGAGGUCAUAGUCGGCGCAGCGGCAGCCCGAAAUUUGCCGCUGCAGCUCGCGAAGUGCGCCUUCCACAUCCCCGUCUUGGCUGGCACCCGCCCCGAGAACCUCCCGGAUGCUGCUCGUGCGCUCGCCGACCGCAUCCAGUACAGCCCCGACGGUCCUGUGCUUCUGGGGACGGAGGCGCGCGGCGACCUUGAGGUCCCGCUGUACGCAGGCGCUGGCGGCGCGAUCCCCCAGCCUACGGCUAGGCGCCUGGACAGGGCGCGCCGCCUGGCCGAAGCAGUCCUGGAGAUGGUGCAGCUCGCGCCGCUGGCGUCCGCGAAGCAGGCGGGCCUCGCACCGUGCGGCGGCGUCGUCGCGUACGCGUUGGACUGCGGCGCGGGAGUCUUACCCUGCAGCGUGUUGCUGCCACACGUCCGCGUUCUUGACCAGCACGUUCUGCGAGCAGUUGCGGCCGCGAUCGACGAGUCGGUCGAGGCCCUCACCGAGGAGGAGGUCGAGCAGACGGGGCUGCCGGACGGCGUCGACGCUGCUGUCGCAGAGGGCGUCCACGAUCUUCUCCAGGAGCGCGGGAUCAGCUCGCUCUCGGGGCGCGGCCGGCCCUGCGCGCUGGCUGGCGCUGCGGUGGCCGAUUCCCUCCGCCCAGCGGCUCCAGAGCGGCAUCUCCUCAGUGCCUACUUGCACCUCUGCACACAUCCGGUAUCUCGCCAAGCUGGAUCGUGCUGGCCCAAGGGGCCGGACACGUCUCCUGACGCGCCUGGCACGAUUUGUCUCAAUGUGAAGGCGUCAACCAGCGAGGCCUGCGGGAAUCUGCUGGACCAGGACGACGACCACGCCGCGCCGUGCGAGUGCGGCCCCUUCCGGAACCUCCGGCACGAGGGCAUUGCGGAUGCGUACGCGGACAUCAUGGCCGAGAUCGGUGGGCCAGUCCGCCGGGACGUGUUCGCCCGGAGUUCUCCCAGCAGGCCUCCGAGGCAUGGCUGGACGUGCGGUGAAUUCCUGAGCUCCCAGACUGUUUGGUGGACGUCACCAUUCGCCGCCCCAUGCUGGACCAGUACCAGCGGACAGCUUCUCGGGCAGCCGGCAGCACCGCGCGGGCCGCUGAGGUGGCGAAGGCCGACAGGUACCCACCUGCUCGCGGCCGCAGCGCGUGGCCGAGGGCGCACGAGACCUUCGGGCGGCUCGGCGAGCGGGCGGAGGGACCGGCUACUUGGCAACAGCUUGCGCUGGUGGCGCGCGCAGCUGGACGCGGCGCUUAUGCGUGGCCUGGCCGCGCAGCUGAUCUCUGCCUGGUGCGGCUCGCCAG
Molecule: messenger RNA, 1585 nt
Organism: Prorocentrum cordatum
Lineage: Eukaryota; Dinophyceae; Prorocentrales; Prorocentraceae
Source: the annotation of a GenBank genome assembly